Molecule: messenger RNA, 1637 nt
Organism: Bactrocera dorsalis (oriental fruit fly)
Lineage: Eukaryota; Metazoa; Arthropoda; Insecta; Diptera; Tephritidae
Exons: 2
Coding region: 944-1510 (188 amino acids)
Cellular component (GO): nucleus
Source: RefSeq, a predicted model, not a curated record
UUGUUUACAUUGGAAUUAGCAUUAUUUUUCUCAUUUAACACUGAAAAUGUUCAAUUCUGCUAUUUUCAUGGUGAACCACGCUUAUAAUUUGUCUGUGGUGAGACUCCCUCAUCUCUGCCGAGUUAGCCAAAAAUAUUUUUACGAUCUCCACGCCGUGAACCUUCUCUAUGAUAAACGUUUUCUGCACGGCCUGUAUCGCCACGGCGACAAUCAUAUCUAAAUGGGUAUGUGCCAUUGAUAUAGUUCCUCCAAGAAGAAUUUCAGUUGGAAAUAAACAAUCCGAGAGCAUUUACUACAAGAUAUGGAAUAACAAUAGAUGCUGUAUUGAUUAGAUAUCUUGAUAAUUUGAUGUUUAAUACUUUUGUAACAUACUUCAGUUAUCAUCGACCAAUUGUCACAGUAAUACCGUCAGAGGCAACUUUGAAUAUAACUAUUACGGAAGCCAUUUAUGAAAAUAAUUGAGUUGACGUGAUUUUAACAAAUAUUUGGAUAAAAUUUUGUAUACAAAGAAAAUAAAUGUUUAUUGAAUAAACCAUCUGUCAUCAUUUUCUGGAAAAAAAUCAUAAUAUUGUACUCUUUCAUUAUGUACCAUAUUUUGUUAAUAUUAUAAUCUGGGGGAUUACUCUGUAAGGCGUUUCGCAAGUGAAAAAGGUCGUAAAUGAAAAAAAGCAACUCUGUAAGGUGACAAGCGCAUUGGAAAUUGCGUUUUGCGCACUUAUUUUUACCCCUUCGCAAUGGCAGCACUCUGUAUUGCGUAAACCACUGUCAAAUCUGUGCGUUUAACGUAUUUUUGAUUCGAUAUCAAACUGGCAAACGCAACGGACAAAAAAUGUAAGUUUAUAAGGCAUAUUUGUAGUUUUAAUUAAAAAAUAAAUUAUUUAACAGGGAACAUUCAAAAAAUAAACAGACAAACCCAACACAGUUCGAAACUUUAAUCAAUUUUAUGAAUACACAUUCGGAACUUUCCAAAGGACAACUUAAAACUGUGGACGCGAAAAAUGCAGCAAAUAAUUUGUGGAAAGAGUUGGUAUGUGACCUUAAUGCUGCGGGGCCACCAUCGCGCGAUGUUUUAAAAUGGAAAAAGGUUUGGUCGGAUUAUAAAACCCAUUUAAAAGCAAAAAUGCGGCGGAACAAAGUAAGUAUUUCUGGAACUGGUGGUGGUCCUCCAAGUCAUUGCUCCUUAACACCGUUGGAGGAGCAGGUUAGUGAACUUCUGGCAAUGGAAAUAUCCGUCAGUGGAAUAAGCGGCACCUCAGAAUUUGGUGUAGCACAAUUAACACAACCAAGUGGGUCAGACAUCACAACCGACGAAUUCCGACAGAAUGAACCAACGCCAGUGGAUGAAAUGCCACAUUGUUCACGACAAAGAGUCGCUCCGCAAAAGAAAGAUAGCCUUUUAAAUAAGCAGGUGGAUAACCAAAUCGCUUAUCACAAAGGCUCAUUAAAAGUGUUAUCUGAAAUUAAUGAAAAUCUGAAGAUAAUUUCAAAAUGUAUGAAAAAAAAAACAUAAAAUGGCUAAAAGAAAAUAUAAAUUGGCUGUUGAAAAAUUCGAACACAAAAAAAGGAUUGAUUUGGACAAAACAAAACUAAAAUAUGCAACACUAGAACUAAAAAAGCAAAUGCUUGAAAUUGAACGG